UAAAACUCAUCGCUAGUAACAUCACGGUGUAACUGAUGAACGCAGCAAUUCCUUUAAAGAUCGUAAACGAUGCGCGUCGAAUCCAGCUGAUCGGUGGACGCUCGGAUUUUAUAUUGUCGUCAACACCGCGUCUGAAGAUGAGAACGCGAAUGUUUUCAGAGGUGGAAUUGACAAACGAGAGAAUAAAAGUUGCCAGGAGAGCGGCAAUAUAUUGCCCUGCAUUUUUGGGCUGCAGUUGGGGGAAGAGCAAGAAAACCGUGCUGUCUGUGUUGAAGAAGGGCUUCAUGCUCCCAUGAUCGAUCGUGAGGGGCCUGAUGGGUAAAAGGAUGGUGCGUACCAUCAAUCAGCUCAAAUUGAACCAGAAGGAGAUUGUUGCCUUGCAGUUUUACUUACCCAUCAGUAGCAUGGCCCAUACUGUGGUCACUCACAUUGGUGGCAAUUGCGAGGUUCUCAGUUCCAUGAGGUCCAGCAUCAAGGUUCUCAGAUCCAUGAGGUGCAGCAUCAAUCUGCAAUGCCAAGACAAUCACCAAGGCGAGGAUCAAAAUGGAUGUAGAUUGGUUUCCCAUAUUCUCACAAUUCUGCAGACACCAAUCGGCUUUCAAAAACAAAAGGUCAUAUGUAAGGUUUGCAGUCGUCUUUAUGGGCCUUUGGUUGACUUGACCAAAAAUAUUUUGAAACAGUGGCAACACGUCAGCAUCGAUUAAAACCUUAAUUUCGAUAUUUGGUAAAACUGCCUUUAAAUGAAACACUCCUGAAAAGAUCUUGCUUCGGAGACCUCCUUGAGGUUUUUGUAGAAUACCACAUCGCUUAACAAGAACUCUGCAUCCGUUUUAGUCAGUGAACCAACCUCAAUCUAAGUUGGAAAUACGCUUUCUCCCCCGUUUGGAACACUUUCCUUUUGAAGGUUUCCAUAUGCCAGUUGGCACUUUAG
Molecule: messenger RNA, 931 nt
Organism: Spizellomyces punctatus DAOM BR117
Lineage: Eukaryota; Fungi; Chytridiomycota; Chytridiomycetes; Spizellomycetales; Spizellomycetaceae
Exons: 1
Coding region: 315-704 (129 amino acids)
Source: RefSeq, a predicted model, not a curated record